CAGCCCCGCAUUGGCACGAAGAAAAAUCUCUCCACCCACGUCGCGCGGGCGCUGCUGAGAUCCGCCUCUGCGCCAGCACGCCCCGCCGUCUCGGCCAGCUGCAUCGCUCGAGGUCGUUGGUGAGUAACCUCCCUAGGAGGCGCUCGCGCUGCGGGAUCUCGGACUGACCGGGCCCGUCGCCAUCGCAAAGAGGCGCUCCCGCUCGCUCGCUAUCGCCGGCGACGAACGCCGACUGCCGAUCUCCGACUCCUCCGUCGAAGUCGUCUUCACCGGCCGUCAUCGACCUGGUCUUCGUCGGCCUCGCCCUCGAUUCGUUAAAGCGCCUGGCCGACCUCGUCGGUGAGGCCGCGCGGAUCUUGAAGCCGGAGGGCCAUCUCGCCGUGCUCACCUCCAGCACCGCUGAUGCCUACAACCUCCGCUCGCCAACCCCUGCGCCCCCGGCCGGUGAUGGACAAGAUGGCCUACAGCAUCAACGGCGAGAACGCGCACUACGGCACCCCGAACAACCCCUGCGCCCCCGGCCGCGUCCCCGGCGGCUGCGCCGUUGCCGUCGCCGCUAGCCUCGCCGACUUCGCCCUCGGCACCAACACCGGCGGCAGUGUCAGGGUGCCCGCCGCAUACUGCGGCAUCUUCGGCCUCCGCCCCUCCCACGGAGUGGUCUCCGCCGAGAACAUCGUCCCCAUGGUGCAGAUGUUCGACACUGUCGGAUGGUUUGCCAGAGAUCUAGCUACAUUGCCCCGUGUGAGCGACGUGUUGCUGCCGCCGGUCUCAACCGACACCGCCGAUGCCGAGCUGCGACAACCGAGCCGUGUCAUAAUUCCUGCUGACUGUUUCAGGAUCUUGGGCUCCUCUGAUGACGACCACACCUACGAGAUCCUCAAUGCUUGUGCGGCCAAAGUAUUCGGCGGCAGACAAGCUUCUCUCUCCUGAAUUUCAACCUUCUAUAGAGCAGUUGAUCCGUUACCUUCCAGCAAGUCGACAGAUUUUAAUGUUUUA
Molecule: messenger RNA, 996 nt
Organism: Hordeum vulgare subsp. vulgare (domesticated barley)
Lineage: Eukaryota; Viridiplantae; Streptophyta; Magnoliopsida; Poales; Poaceae
Product: amidase 1-like
Exons: 3
Coding region: 403-930 (175 amino acids)
Source: RefSeq, a predicted model, not a curated record